Lynx canadensis (Canada lynx) is the source of this 1304-nucleotide messenger RNA. RefSeq names its product trace amine-associated receptor 6-like. Gene Ontology annotation, cellular component: membrane. NCBI's taxonomy places the organism in Eukaryota, Metazoa, Chordata, Mammalia, Carnivora, Felidae. Gene Ontology annotation, molecular function: trace-amine receptor activity. The transcript has a single exon. The record is from RefSeq and is a predicted model, not a curated record. Gene Ontology annotation, biological process: G protein-coupled receptor signaling pathway. Bases 204 to 1241 code for a protein of 345 amino acids.
UGAAUAUAUUACUUCAAGUGUUCAGACAGUAAAAUUAAUAGGAGUAUGUGACAGGCCAUGGAGAUAUUGUCUGAUAACUAUCACAAAGGUAGGCAGUUGCAAAGGACCUUUUCUCCGCCUUAGGAAAUAAGAAACCCCUCUGCUUGGUGCGACUGGCCAAGGGCAGAACUUCUCCACGUUUACAAGCUGUUUGCAGCAGCACCAUGAGCACCAACCCGUCCCCCGCUGCAUCCGAGCAGCUCUGCUACCAGAACGUGACCGGAUCCUGCGUGAAAGCCCCCUACUCGCCCGGACCCCGGCUCAUUCUCUACAAACUGUUCAGCUUGGGGGCUGUGCUGACCGUUUUUGGAAACCUCCUGGUGGUGAUUUCCAUCCUGCAUUUCAAGCAGCUGCACUCGCCAACCAAUUUUCUCAUCGCCUCUCUGGCCUGUGCUGACUUUCUGGUGGGGGUGACCGUCAUGCCCUUCAGCACGGUCAGGUCUGUGGAGGGCUGCUGGUACUUUGGGCCGAGUUUCUGUACCUUCCACACGUGCUGUGAUGUGGCAUUUUGUUACUCUUCCCUCUUCCACCUGUGCUUCAUCUCCAUCGACAGGUACAUCGCUGUUACUGAGCCUCUGGUCUAUCCUACCAAGUUCACGGUGUCCGUGUCGGGGACAUGCAUCGGCAUCUCCUGGAUCCUGCCCCUUGUAUACAGUGGUGCCGUGUUCUUCACAGGUGUUCAUGAUGACGGGCUGGAGGAAUUAGUAAGUGCCCUCAGCUGCGUAGGCGGUUGUCGGCCACUUAUAAAUCAAUUUUGGAUUUUGAUAGAUUUGCUAUUAUUUGUCACACCUACUUUUGUAAUGAUGAUGCUGUACAGUAAUAUUUUUCUUGUGGCUAGAAAACAGGCUAUAAAGAUUGAAAACAUCAGUAGCAAAACAGAAGCAUCAGGGACAUACGAAACCAGGGUGAGUAAGAGAGAGAGAAAAGCAGCUAAAACCCUGGGUAUCACGGUGGUAGCAUUUUUGAUCUCCUGGUUACCGUACAUGAUUGAUUCAUUCAUUGAUUCUUUUGGGGGGUUUAUAACACCUUCUUAUGUUUAUGAGAUAUUUUGCUGGCUUGGUUAUUACAACUCUGCUGUAAACCCUUUGGUCUAUGCUUUAUUUUACCCUUGGUUUAGGAGAGCAAUAAAACUCAUUAUAAGUGGUCAAGCAUUAAGAGUAGACAGUUCAUCAACUAUGAAUUUGUUUUCUAAAAAACCCUAAAUUUCAAAUUGAGGAAUUUAUUGAUAUAUUGGGAAUUUAAUGACCCAGUAAAUUGAGGAGGAA